UAGUCACAGAUUACAGAGUAACCUCUGUGAUCUGUGAAGUUAGUUUGGUUAUGUUUGGUUGUCAUAUAAAUGUUUUGUUAGUUUCCUGUGAUGUGCUAAAAUCCUCCUUGCGGUACUCUAAAGCGCUUUCCUUGAAAUAAAGGGAUUUGAUUUGAAGCAACAAAAGCGUUCUCACAAGAUUCAGGAGUUCCUACAGCUAAAAUAGAUACAAAGCCAUUAUGAAAGACAUGAAGAACAAGUCUUCGGGGUCCACCGAUGCCAAUCUAACUGAAGAGUCCGGCGAUGAGUGUGAUGAAACAUCAAGCAUUGGAAGCACUUCAACCACUGACAACACGUCGAGGAGUGCAACCCCAACCAGCAGAUCUCGCAAAGGCAAGCCUGGUAAAAAGAGGCUUUCUAACUCGCAGAAGAUCAUUAAGCCCAUUUACAAGUACAUGUGCAGCAUAAAAGAAGAUCAUGGGCAGCCGCUCUUUGGAGCCCAGUUUAACCACCACCUUAAAGAGGGGCAACCGUUAAUCUUUGCUGCAGUGGGGAGCAAUCGAGUAACGAUUUACGAAUGUCCCGAAGCCGGUGGCAUCAAGCUGGUGCAGUGCUAUGCAGAUCCUGAUCUCGAUGAGAACUUCUAUACUUGUGCCUGGUCUUACGAUGAGGAGUCAGGAAAGCCCCUUUUAGCAGUUGCUGGAGCAAGGGGCGUGAUCAGGAUUCUUAAUCCGUUGACUAUGAGCUGCAACAAGCACUACAUAGGCCAUGGACAUGCCAUAAAUGAGCUGAAAUUUCACCCCAAAGAUCCGAACUUGCUGCUCUCAGUUUCCAAAGACCAUUCCUUAAGAUUGUGGAAUAUCAAGAGCGACGUUUGCAUAGCCAUCUUUGGCGGAGUGGAGGGCCAUCGAGAUGAAGUAUUGAGCGCCGAUUUUGAUUUGCUCGGCAAUAGAAUCAUGUCCUGCGGUAUGGACCACUCUUUGAAACUGUGGCUGCUGGACAAGGACUAUAUGAGAGAAGCGAUUAAACAGUCGUAUAACUGGAAUUCGAAUAGAAACUCCAGGCCGUUUGACACGCUGAAGGAGCAUUUCCCUGAUUUUUCUACUCGGGACAUUCACCGGAACUACGUGGACUGCGUAAAAUGGUUUGGAGACUUUGUGCUUAGUAAGUCCUGCGAAAACUGCAUAAUUUGCUGGAAACCGGGCCGGCUGGAGGACGAACAGCUUCGCAAGGGAGAAACCACCUCCACCAUCAUCCACAAAUUCGAAUACAAAGAGUGCGAAAUCUGGUUUGUAAGGUUUGCAAUGGAUUUUUGGCAAAAGAUUUUAGCCCUGGGAAAUCAAACGGGAAAAGUGUUUGUUUGGGACCUGGAUGUGACCGAUCCUGCCCAAGCCAAAUGCUACACUUUGCAACACCCCCGAUGCACAACCGCAAUCAGACAGACAACGGUGAGUCGAAAUGCGAAGGUGCUUUUGUACGUUUGUGAUGAUGGUACAGUUUGGAGGUGGGAUAAAAUUGCCUAGCGAAUUCCAUACAGUUUUACCGGACUGAAGGGUGUUGUUAUCAUACCCAGACCAAUCUACUAUAAGUCUGUUUUUUAUUAAAUGGAGAUUCUGCUCUGAGAA
Messenger RNA from Dendroctonus ponderosae (mountain pine beetle), 1604 nucleotides. It is a transcript of the gene escl, whose product is annotated as polycomb protein EED. The coding region runs from base 219 to 1502 and encodes 427 amino acids. The transcript is spliced from 9 exons. Gene Ontology annotation, molecular function: protein binding; nucleosome binding. Gene Ontology annotation, cellular component: ESC/E(Z) complex. The record is from RefSeq and is a predicted model, not a curated record. NCBI's taxonomy places the organism in Eukaryota, Metazoa, Arthropoda, Insecta, Coleoptera, Curculionidae. Gene Ontology annotation, biological process: negative regulation of transcription by RNA polymerase II.